AUGGUGUUCCAUUCAAGAAAACAUAAACAUAACCCAAACGCCGUCCACACCCACUUGCAGGAGGCACAGUCCCACGACACUAGGAACGACAAAAUAGGAACGUGCUGGUCGUACGUCGGCAAGUUCGGCGGCGCCCAGAUCGUCUCGCUGCAGGCACCGGACGCCCGGGGGCCAAACUGCCUCGGCAAGGAGGGCAGGGCCAUCCACGAGCUGCUGCACGCGCUGGGCAUCUUCCACGAGCAGAGCCGUGCGGACAGGGACCGCUUCGUGGACGUGCACAUGGAGAACGUCAUCCCCGAAUUCCGAAACAACUUCGACAAGCAGAGCCUGGAAAACACGACCUACAAGUUCGAGUACGAUUACGAUAGCAUAAUGCACUACGGCAAGAGCUUCUUCAGCUCCGGCAAGGGAAGGCCGACCAUCACCCCGAAGACGAAGGGUGCCAAGCUGGGCCAGCGCGAAGCCAUGAGCAAAACCGACUGCCUCAAGGUGAACGACCUGUACGGGUGCCUCGACAAAUCCGUCGCCGCCAGGCGGAAGUACUACGCCCUCUGUGAUAUGAUGGGACUGUGA
Molecule: messenger RNA, 573 nt
Organism: Frankliniella occidentalis (western flower thrips)
Lineage: Eukaryota; Metazoa; Arthropoda; Insecta; Thysanoptera; Thripidae
Product: hatching enzyme 1.2
Exons: 4
Coding region: 1-573 (190 amino acids)
Biological process (GO): proteolysis
Molecular function (GO): zinc ion binding; metalloendopeptidase activity
Source: RefSeq, a predicted model, not a curated record